AUGAAUGCAAGAAUAGGUAACGAAUCCUCUGUUUCUGAAUUUCUACUCCAGGAGUUCUCAGCAAUCCGAGAAAUGCAGAUUCUACACUUCUUCCUCUUCUUGGUAUUGUACCUGGCAACUGUGUUCGGGAAUCUUCUCAUUAUCUCUGCAGUAGCCUUUGACCACCACCUUCACACUCCCAUGUACUUCUUUCUGAUGAACUUGGCCAUACAGGACCUAAUUGCUGUUUCAGUCACUAUCCCCAAAUCCAUAGCCAAUUCUCUCAUGAACACCAGACACAUUUCUUACACUGGAUGUGUUGCUCAGGUCCUCUCAUUUGUUUUCUUUUUAUCAUCUGAUACUGCCCUUCUUACAGUCAUGGCAUAUGAUCGCUAUGUUGCCAUUUGCAAUCCAUUCCAAUAUGAAAUGGUGAUAAACAGGGCAGCCUGUAUACAAAUGGUUGCUGGUGUGUGGGUCACUGGAUUCCUUAAUGCAGUCAUGCACACUAGUGCAACCUUUGCUACACCUUUCUGUUCAAACAUUGUCAAUCAGUUCUUCUGUGAGAUCCCACAUUUACUUACACUUGCCUGCUCAAACUUAUACCUAACAGAAAUUGGAGUUUUGGUGAUGAGUGUAAUCAUGGUGACUGGCUGUUUUGUCUUCAUUGUUGUCACUUAUGUGCACAUCUUCACUGUUGUCCUGAAAAUCCCUUCUGUUCAGGGAAGGAAAAAGGCCUUCUCCACUUGCAUACCCCACCUUGUUGUCUUCUUCGUAUUUUGUUUCACAGGAUGUUUUGCUUACCUUAGGCCUCCAUCUAAAACUCCAUCUGAUCUGGACUUUGCAUUAACUUUGAUGUAUACUUUUGUUCCACCCAUGUUCAAUCCAAUAAUCUACAGUAUGAGAAAUACAGAGAUUAAAAAUGCAUUAUCAAAAUUACUGGGUUUCAGGCAAGCUUCUGUUAAUAUCUCUUUCUGGCUUAUUCUGAAAAGGUGA
Messenger RNA from Podarcis muralis (Common wall lizard), 972 nucleotides. Its product is annotated as olfactory receptor 14A16-like. The record is from RefSeq and is a predicted model, not a curated record. NCBI's taxonomy places the organism in Eukaryota, Metazoa, Chordata, Lepidosauria, Squamata, Lacertidae. Gene Ontology annotation, cellular component: membrane. Gene Ontology annotation, molecular function: G protein-coupled receptor activity; olfactory receptor activity. Gene Ontology annotation, biological process: G protein-coupled receptor signaling pathway.